Antrostomus carolinensis (chuck-will's-widow) is the source of this 1194-nucleotide messenger RNA. RefSeq names its product solute carrier family 37 member 4 (gene SLC37A4). Lineage: Eukaryota; Metazoa; Chordata; Aves; Caprimulgiformes; Caprimulgidae. The transcript is spliced from 7 exons. Gene Ontology annotation, molecular function: glucose 6-phosphate:phosphate antiporter activity. Gene Ontology annotation, biological process: phosphate ion transmembrane transport; glucose-6-phosphate transport. Gene Ontology annotation, cellular component: endoplasmic reticulum membrane. The record is from RefSeq and is a predicted model, not a curated record. The annotation marks the transcript as partial.
UGGUUCGAGCCCUCCCAGUUUGGGACUUGGUGGGCAAUCCUGUCUACAAGCAUGAACCUGGCUGGAGGCUUAGGCCCCAUUGUCGCUGCUCUCGUGUCUCUGAACUAUGACUGGCGCACGACGUUGUCCUUCUCCGGCUUCAUCUGCGUCGUUGUCUCUUUCGUUUGCCUUGUCCUGAUUAAAAACGAGCCGUCGGAUGUUGGGCUACCCAACAUUGACCAAGGAGCCAAGAAAGGAAAGAAAGGUUCCUCCAGUGACAACAGCACUUUGACAGAGCUGCUCCUCUCGCCGUACCUCUGGGUGCUCUCAACAGGCUACCUGGUCGUUUUUGGAGUGAAAACAUGCUGUACCGACUGGGGACAGCUCUUCCUCAUCCAGGAAAGGGGACAAUCCAUGCUUGUGGGUAGCUCCUACAUGAGUGCCUUGGAGAUUGGGGGUCUGGUGGGAAGCAUUGCUGCUGGAUACCUUUCUGACAGAGCCGUAGCAAGAGUGGGUCUGUCAAGCUACGGGAAUCCUCGGCACGCGCUGCUGCUUUCCAUGAUGGCUGGGAUGUGCGUGUCCAUGUUUCUCUUCCGCGUCACCGUCACGGGCGAUUCUCCCAAGGAAAAUCACUUCUGGACUGUAGCCUUGCAACCUCUAGCUGCUCUCACAGGCCUAAAAGAACAUGAGCUGUGGAUCCUGAUUCUGGGAGCUGUGUUUGGGUUCUCCUCGUACGGGCCCAUCGCCCUGUUUGGGGUUAUAGCCAACGAAAGCGCCCCUGCCAACCUGUGCGGCACCUCCCACGCCAUAGUGGCCCUGAUGGCCAACGUUGGGGGUUUCCUGGCCGGACUUCCCUUCAGCACCAUUGCCAAGCACUACAGCUGGGCCACAGCCUUCUGGGUUGCCGAGAUCACCUGUACCGGUAGCACGGUGGCUUUCUUCUUCCUGCGCAACAUCCGCACCAAGAUGGGCCGGGUUCCCAGGAAGGCUGACUGAAAACAAGCUGCUUGGUGAAGAAGGAUGCUCCUGCGCCGACGUGAACGAUGCUUGUGUUUUGUUUAACUGGCCUAAGAGUGAGUUUACCGAUUGCUGCAACCUAGAUAAAAAUGUCUCAAUUUCUCACCCACUGUCAGGUGCCUGAGGGCACGUGGUUCUUGCUACUGAUCACUUUUUCCCCUCGAGAUGUGAUAAUUCAGCUAGUUUACAUGAUUUUGC